Necator americanus (New World hookworm) is the source of this 390-nucleotide messenger RNA. RefSeq lists its product as uncharacterized. The record is from RefSeq and is a predicted model, not a curated record. The coding region runs from base 1 to 390 and encodes 129 amino acids. Lineage: Eukaryota; Metazoa; Nematoda; Chromadorea; Rhabditida; Ancylostomatidae. The transcript has a single exon.
AUGAAACCUGGCACAGCCCCCGGAUCUGAUUUGAUAUCAGCAGACUUUCUUCGGGUUGGUGGCCAUCCACUUCAUGUAAUCUUAGUAGCGCACAUGACGUCUUGCCUUCAGAAAGAAAGGAACCUAGGCCAGCGAAAGACCUCGCGAACCGUUCUUAUCCACAAGAAAGUUGACCGAGAGGACCUUCGGAACUACCGUCCGAUAUGCUUGCUGAGCGUGUUAUGCAUAGUAUUCACCAAGAUCAUCAUCACGCGUAUAUCUAGGACACUAGAUGAAGCGCAGCAUCAAGAAGAAGCUGAAUUUCGUCAGAGGUUCAGCUGCAUGAAUCUAAUCCAGACCGUGUCGAGGGUCAUAGAGGCUUGCCGGGAUACCGCCUGUCCUUUGUUCUAA